This is a messenger RNA of Metarhizium album ARSEF 1941, 1548 nucleotides long. RefSeq names its product Guanine nucleotide exchange factor, Ric8. Lineage: Eukaryota; Fungi; Ascomycota; Sordariomycetes; Hypocreales; Clavicipitaceae. Gene Ontology annotation, cellular component: cytoplasm. Gene Ontology annotation, biological process: G protein-coupled receptor signaling pathway. The transcript is spliced from 4 exons. The coding region runs from base 1 to 1548 and encodes 515 amino acids. Gene Ontology annotation, molecular function: G-protein alpha-subunit binding; guanyl-nucleotide exchange factor activity. The record is from RefSeq and is a predicted model, not a curated record.
AUGUCAGUUGACGCCCUUUCUGAGCUCAAGAUGUCUGCAACAACGAUGGGAGCUGCCACUGGGCCAGGUGAGUCACGCCGCGCGCUGUCAUCAGAAGUUGUCGGCAACGCAGUUCAAGCUAACAGUUGCUCGCCCUUAGAAAAGCUUCAGGCCGUAGCAGAUCUGGUCAAUAAGCUAAGCGAUGGCCUCGAGAAGAUCUCAUUGUUACCCAAAGGUGGCCUCAACUACCCAGACGACUUUGAUGAACGCAAUGAUGCUUUAGAAGAGCUAAAAAUAUAUGGACGUGAUCCCAACUACGCAGAUCCCAUCUUCACCAAAGAUGGAAUGACCAUGCUUUUGAGAUAUUCCUUUCAGAACACCCCGGAUGACACUUCACGAGCGGCCCUGCGAGUCAUAGCCAAUGCUAUGCUUUUAAAGCCCGAGACACGCCAGAUUUUUGUGGAUCAAGGAUAUGCUGCUCAGGCUUGUGAUAGGCUCAACACAGGCAAUUGGGAUGACGAGUUCCUUCUUUCCAGAGUGUUGUUUCUUUCCACCUACGGUACCAGUAUUGAUUUGCCAGAUUUGAUUGAAAAUCACGAGCUAGCGUACCAUCUCGUCAACAACCUGGAACGUCACGUUAAAAUCCUGUCAGAUAAGCAGAAGGGAAAACUGAACCCGAUGGAGGACAUGGCACUUGAAGAGACGUUGAAACUCAUGUUCAACGUAACACACUUUUCCAAGACCCACGUUGCUUCGUUUGCUCCUGCAGUGUCCCAUAUCGUGGCGCUACUUGGGAAACAAGAUAUAUCCGAAACCAAACCCUUGGAUGCUCCCUUUGGUCCUCUCAUCAACGCGCUUCUUAACCUCGAUCUUCAUACUGACCUAAGUCAAUCGGCGCUGUAUCCCAGCAAUGAGCCACACAAGUUAACAUCAAGGCUUGUGGACUUGCUCGAUCAGGGCAUAAGAGCUUAUAGCGGUAGUGACCUCGAAACCGUUGUCACACCGGUGGUCAGCCUACUUGCUAAAGUAUACGAAAAGGCUCCUCAGCCAGUUCGGCAAAAGCUACGCGACGGCCUUCUGCCAACUGCACAGGAUCGGCAAGGUGUGCUUGGCCGCUCCGACUCACUGUCAUCACACUUGUUGAAAAAUUCAACGAAUGCUACUGCUCCAGCCUUACGGGACGCUAUUUCUCAUCUUCUAUUCGACCUAUCGGACAAGGACGCGUCGAAAUUUGUGGAAAACGUGGGGUAUGGCUUUGCAUCAGGUUUUCUAUUUCAGAACAAUGUGCCUGUUCCUGCAUCCGCCACAGCAACCUUCAAUAAAGGUGAUAGCUUUGGGGCGCAAAAACUUGUCAACCCUAUUACCGGGCAGUUCCUGGAUAGGGAGAAGAUUGUUGAUGCGCCAGAUAUGACCGAUGAGGAAAAAGAGCGCGAGGCAGAACGUCUCUUCGUUCUCUUUGAACGACUGAAAAAGACCGGCAUCGUCAAUAUUCAAAACCCCGUUGAAAAGGCUGUUCAUGAGGGUAGAUUUGAGGAGUUGUCUGAUGAUUGUGUUGAAGAGUUGGAUUGA